Coregonus sp. 'balchen' is the source of this 1464-nucleotide messenger RNA. Lineage: Eukaryota; Metazoa; Chordata; Actinopteri; Salmoniformes; Salmonidae. The record is from the annotation of a GenBank genome assembly.
CAGGCAGUCCAGGACAUCACGCGGAACCAGGAUGUCACCCCAGGGGAGAUUGUGUCACUCAUAUUCGAGAAGGUCGACGUCAACGGAGAGGGUAAGAGUCACCACCUGUCUGUCUUCCUGGAGGUUAUUAUGAGUUGACCCCUGACCUGUCCCCUUCUCCCCCCACAGGUGAGCUGACCCUAGAGGAGUUCAUCGAGGGGGCGAAGGGUCACAACGACAUCAUGGAGAUGCUGAAGAAGAUGAUGGACCUCACGCCCGUACUCAUCAUCAUCGUCCAAGGAAUAGUAGUCUGAGAGAGACCACCGCCGUAGCCACCCUGUGCACCUGAGAGAGACGACAGAAACACUUAAGUCCCAUCACAAACAUUUACCCCACAAACUAAUAAUUGUGAGAUUUGCCUGCACAACGGACCUGAGGGAAUGUGUUUCCUUAUGAAACAAGACUGUUGUUCCCCAAUGAGGGUUCUACGUCACACAGCCAGGUCUGGGGGUGGAGACAAUGUAGUCCGUGCGUAGUGGACCCCAGGAAGAGGAGCAGCUAACGGGGUUCCGAAUAACUAAUGAAUAAAUAGUCCCAGACUACAGAGGACUCAGGCAUCCGGUCCUGUACUGCAGCCCACUAACCACCCACAGAUGAAGGGAUGGAUGAAGGGAGGAAGACAUUGAGAAACCCUUCUUCAACACCAUCACAACAAACAAACUGAAUGAAACAGGACAUUUAAAGGGACAGCUGUGGAAAGCGGUAAAGGUACCAUCUUCACAUUCUACAUGUUUGUGUUUGCUCUGACCACUCAGCCAGAUGGACACUUGGAUUCUGAGAGAGAGAGAGAGAAUUCUCUAUUAUAAAUCAUCACUAUAGGGCCAGGCGUUUUCCUGACCGUGUGACCAACACAAGGAGAUGCUUUGGGCUUUAGUUAUAGGCUAUGUUCAGGAGUCAGGUCACAUGUUCAGGAGUCAGGUCACAUGGUCAGGAAAAGGUAUUGUCUCUAAUAAUAUCCUCUGUAGGUAAGAUCACAAACAGGCACGUGCAUAGAUAGAGCCCCUAGGGGUUCUGAAGUGCCUGCCCUUUUUACCUCGUAUGGAAAAGGUGCCCUUUGGAUUGGUGGAAUUACUUUGUUCUUUUUCCCCCCAGGCCUUUUCCCCUCGUUUGACACUAGGAGAGCCGAGAGCGUCAUGUUGACAUUUUUAAUUACUCUGCCAUUUUGAAAGUCACGCCCCCUCCCCCCGUCCUUUACUUUUCCUUAAUAAGUCUAUAUAACACAGAAUCUUAAUAUCACAAACAGAAUUUGUGUUAUGAGCGGUUUUACGAGGACAUUUUUUCUCCCUGCCCCUCUUUCACCACCAGUCAUUCACAGUCAGUCUGCCUGCCCAGCUGAUGGCUCAUCGAAACUGCACCUAAACUAUAUCGAAACUAAUUUCACACAUUUAAUAAUAGAGUUAGCCUAAAUUGACAAUUGUCUGAUGG